Molecule: messenger RNA, 9039 nt
Organism: Callithrix jacchus (white-tufted-ear marmoset)
Lineage: Eukaryota; Metazoa; Chordata; Mammalia; Primates; Cebidae
Source: RefSeq, a predicted model, not a curated record
CCCCUUUCUCAGUAGCGGGGAGAUUGCUGCACACGCCGCCCUCAGCUCGGCUGUUCUGCGCACGCUGAGUGGAGGGGAUGAGCUUGAGAUCAUCUUAGGGGGGAAGCCGGGGACUGGAGAGGCCGGCUCUGCCCCGCUGAUCCCUGUGGCCCAACUUUUCGGGGGGCUAGCUAGACCGAGUCUCACUGCUCGCUGCGCAGUCAACAGGGGGCCGGAGCCCUCCCGCUCUUUCCUCUCCCAUGGAUUUAUCUUUCCCCUCGGACACAAAGCCGGCUAGUUACCCCAAGGCGGCAGCGUGAGCGGCAUGCCAAGGAGGGAGCCCAGGCUGCAGCGACUUAGGGAAGAAAACCCAGGGCAGGCCCAUGAGUGUGAAGGCUGGCCGGUGACCGGAGCCUAACCAGCAUUAGGACCUCUCCAGGGAAGCGACGGGUCCGCCUGGAGGGCUCUUUCACCUGUGCUCGAAUUUACAGCUGCUCUCAUUUCCCUUCAGAGCAGUUACUGUGUGGAAGGGAAAUUUAGGAGAGGAUGGCAAGCUCCUGUGCUGAUUUAUACCUAAUCUUGACACUGCCUUAGCUGGACUGUAACAUUGAGUAGCCAGGCAGAUAGGUUCUCCAGGACUUUACUUUUCAAUAAGAAAUUGAUGCAGACCAGUGAAAAGGCCACUCCUCCUUUCCACCUUCUUCUCCAUUCCCUACAUGGUAUUUUAUUGUUCUGAGUUUCUCAAGACAAAGGUAGAGCUAGUUUGUGUCUCUAAUGCUGGCCACUGGCCGUUUGAAGCAGCCAAAGGUGCAUUGACCGGGACUACGUGCAGCCCUUCCUCCAGUGGGGCUUAAGCCGGGGUUUUCUGUGGAAGCCCUAGUUGCAUGACAUUCUACUGUCAGCUAUGGAGUGUUCAGGUUUUGAAGAGUAUGAUCAUAUGGAUCAUCUAACUAAAUGGUACAUGGUGACACAAUGGUCCUUUAGAGAAUACAUCUGAAUUGGUGGCUAAUUUCUUGAUUUGUGACUCAACAUAGGACAUUGCUUGUUCACAUCUAUCAGAACACUCCUGAAUUUUCCCCACCAUGCUGUCUUUAUUAGCUUGAACUCCUUUCCUAAAAUGGUCCUUCUGUUGAUCCUGUCAGUCUUACUUUUGAAAGAAGAUGUCCGUGGGAGUGCACAGUCCAGUGAGAGGAGGGUGGUCGCUCACAUGCCAGGUGACAUCAUUAUUGGAGCUCUCUUUUCCGUUCAUCACCAGCCUACUGUGGACAAAGUUCAUGAGAGGAAGUGUGGGGCAGUCCGUGAACAGUAUGGCAUUCAGAGAGUGGAGGCCAUGCUGCAUACCCUGGAAAGAAUCAACUCAGACCCCACACUCUUGCCCAACAUCACACUUGGCUGUGAGAUAAGGGAUUCCUGCUGGCAUUCAGCUGUGGCUCUAGAGCAGAGCAUUGAGUUCAUAAGAGAUUCCCUCAUUUCUUCAGAAGAGGAAGAGGGCUUGGUACGCUGUGUGGAUGGCUCUUCCUCUUCCUUCCGCUCCAAGAAGCCCAUAGUAGGGGUCAUUGGGCCUGGCUCCAGUUCUGUAGCCAUUCAGGUCCAGAAUUUGCUCCAGCUUUUCAACAUACCUCAGAUUGCUUACUCGGCAACCAGCAUGGAUCUGAGUGACAAGACUCUGUUCAAGUAUUUCAUGAGGGUUGUACCUUCGGAUGCUCAGCAGGCAAGGGCCAUGGUGGACAUAGUGAAGAGGUACAACUGGACCUAUGUAUCAGCUGUGCACACAGAAGGAAAUUAUGGAGAAAGUGGGAUGGAAGCCUUCAAAGAUAUGUCAGCAAAGGAAGGGAUUUGCAUCGCCCAUUCUUACAAAAUCUACAGCAAUGCAGGGGAGCAGAGUUUUGAUAAGCUGCUGAAGAAGCUCACAAGUCACUUGCCCAAGGCCCGGGUGGUGGCCUGCUUCUGCGAAGGCAUGACAGUGAGAGGUCUCCUGAUGGCCAUGAGGCGCCUGGGUCUAGCCGGAGAAUUUCUGCUUCUGGGCAGUGAUGGCUGGGCUGACAGGUAUGAUGUGACAGAUGGAUAUCAGCGAGAAGCUGUUGGUGGAAUCACAAUCAAGCUCCAAUCUCCCGAUGUCAAGUGGUUUGAUGAUUAUUAUCUGAAGCUCCGGCCAGAAACAAACCACCGAAACCCAUGGUUUCAAGAAUUUUGGCAGCAUCGUUUUCAGUGCCGACUGGAAGGGUUUCCACAGGAGAACAGCAAAUACAACAAGACUUGCAAUAGUUCUCUGACUCUGAAAACACAUCAUGUUCAAGAUUCCAAAAUGGGAUUUGUGAUCAACGCCAUCUAUUCGAUGGCCUAUGGGCUCCACAACAUGCAGAUGUCCCUCUGCCCAGGGGUUGCAGGACUCUGUGAUGCAAUGAAGCCAAUUGACGGACGGAAACUUUUGGAAUCCCUGAUGAAAACCAAUUUUACUGGGGUUUCUGGAGAUACGAUCCUAUUUGACGAGAAUGGAGACUCUCCAGGAAGGUAUGAAAUAAUGAAUUUCAAGGAAAUGGGAAAAGAUUAUUUUGAUUACAUCAAUGUUGGAAGUUGGGACAAUGGAGAAUUAAAAAUGGACGAUGAUGAAGUAUGGUCCAAGAAAAGCAACAUCAUCAGAUCUGUGUGCAGUGAACCAUGUGAGAAAGGCCAGAUCAAGGUGAUCCGAAAGGGAGAAGUCAGCUGUUGUUGGACCUGUACACCUUGUAAGGAGAAUGAGUAUGUCUUUGAUGAGUACACCUGCAAGGCAUGCCAGCUGGGGUCUUGGCCCACUGAUGAUCUCACAGGUUGUGAUUUGAUCCCAGUACAGUAUCUUCGAUGGGGUGACCCUGAACCCAUUGCAGCUGUGGUGUUUGCCUGCCUUGGCCUCCUGGCCACUCUGUUUGUUACUGCAGUCUUCAUCAUUUACCGGGAUACACCAGUAGUCAAGUCCUCAAGCAGGGAACUCUGCUACAUUAUCCUCGCUGGCAUCUGCCUAGGCUACUUAUGUACCUUCUGCCUCAUUGCAAAGCCCAAACAGAUUUACUGCUACCUACAGAGAAUUGGUAUUGGUCUCUCCCCAGCCAUGAGCUACUCAGCCCUUGUAACAAAGACCAACCGCAUUGCAAGGAUCCUGGCUGGCAGCAAGAAGAAGAUCUGUACCAAAAAGCCUCGAUUCAUGAGUGCCUGUGCCCAGCUAGUGAUUGCUUUCAUUCUCAUAUGCAUCCAGUUGGGCAUCAUCGUUGCCCUCUUUAUAAUGGAGCCUCCUGAUAUAAUGCAUGACUAUCCAAGCAUUCGGGAAGUCUACCUGAUCUGUAACACCACCAACCUCGGAGUUGUCACUCCACUUGGAUACAAUGGAUUGUUGAUUUUGAGCUGCACCUUCUAUGCGUUCAAGACCAGAAAUGUUCCAGCUAACUUCAACGAGGCCAAGUAUAUCGCCUUCACAAUGUACACAACCUGCAUUAUAUGGCUGGCUUUUGUGCCAAUCUACUUUGGCAGCAACUACAAAAUCAUCACCAUGUGUUUCUCGGUUAGCCUCAGUGCCACAGUGGCUUUAGGCUGCAUGUUUGUGCCGAAGGUAUACAUCAUCCUGGCCAAACCAGAGAGAAAUGUGCGCAGCGCCUUCACCACAUCUACCGUGGUGCGCAUGCAUGUAGGGGAUGGCAAGUCAUCCUCCGCAGCCAGCAGAUCCAGCAGCCUAGUCAACCUGUGGAAGAGAAGGGGAUCCUCUGGGGAAACAUUAAGGUACAAAGACAGGAGACUGGCCCAGCACAAGUCGGAAAUAGAGUGUUUCACCCCCAAAGGGAGUAUGGGGAAUGGUGGGAGAGCAACAAUGAGCAGCUCCAAUGGAAAAUCCGUCACGUGGGCCCAGAACGAGAAGAGUACCCGGGGGCAGCACCUGUGGCAGCGCCUGUCCAUCCACAUCAACAAGAAAGAGAACCCCAACCAAACAGCGGUCAUCAAGCCCUUCCCCAAGAGCACGGAGAGCCGCGGCCUGAGCGCAGGCGCGGGCGGGAGCGCAGGGGGCGUGGGGGCCGCGGGUGGUGCGGGCUGCGCAAGCGCCAGCCCCUGCGGGCCUGAGCCUCCCGACUCCGGUCCCAAAGCGCUAUACGACGUGGCCGAGGCGGAAGAGCAGUUCCCGGCGCCCGCGCGGCCACGUUCGCCGUCGCCCAUCAGCACGCUGAGCCACCGCGCGGGCUCGGCCAGCCGUACUGAGGACGAUGUGCCGUCGCUGCACUCGGAGCCCGCGGCGCGCAGCAGCUCCUCGCAGGGCUCGCUCAUGGAGCAGAUCAGCAGCGUGGUCACCCGCUUCACCGCCAACAUCAGCGAGCUCAAUUCCAUGAUGCUGUCCACCGCGGCCCCCAGCCCUGGCGUGGGCGCCCCGCUCUGCUCGUCCUACCUGAUCCCCAAAGAGAUCCAGCUGCCCACUACCAUGACGACCUUCGCCGAAAUCCAGCCUCUGCCGGCCAUCGAGGUCACGGGGGGUGCGCAGCCCGUGGUGGGGGCGCAGGCGGCUGGGGACGCGGCCCGGGAGAGCCCCACGGCCGGGCCCGAGGCUGUGGCUGGCAAGCCAGACCUGGAAGAGUUGGUGGCCCUCACCCCACCGUCCCCCUUCAGAGACUCGGUGGACUCGGGGAGCACAACCCCUAACUCGCCAGUAUCCGAGUCGGCCCUCUGUAUCCCGUCGUCUCCCAAAUAUGACACUCUUAUCAUAAGAGAUUACACUCAGAGCUCCUCGUCGUUGUGAACGUCCCUGGAAAGCGCGCCGGGUUGCGCGCGCUGAGCUUAGCGGAGUGGAGCGGAGCCCCCAGUGUUCACACACACAGUGGCAAGCAUAGUCGCCUGGUUACGGCCCAGGGGGAAGAUGCCAAGUGCACCCCUUGAUGGAAACACGAGAUCAAUAGUGCUAUCUCACGACAACCGACGACAAAUCUUUUGGCAGAUUUUCUUCUAGUGGCCUUAGAAAACGUGGGCUUUUAAGAAACACUGCUGGUAUCUUUGAGGGCUGACAAGGCGUCUGUUCCAACAGUUCCAAGUGCUUUGCUCUAGGGAAGCAGUGCGUGUGAAACAGCGUAACGGAGGGCGAAGAGCAUAGUUAAUAAGCAACUGUAAAAAGUUUUAUUUGUUUACUUUAAUUCUGUUCCCAGAAGAGUCUUUGAUUCACCAAACAUGAAUGUACAUUUUCUAACAAACUCAAAAUCUGGGACCAAAACAUCAACUUUUCUCUUUCUUUUUUCUUUUUGCUUUUUUCUUUCCUAUAAAGACCUUGAAAAGCGGUAACUUGGGUCCAGUAUUUACUGAGGCGUUGUGAAUGUGUCCCGUGCAUAACACAGUACUGGAUAGUGAGUGCUGCGUUAAUGUACUACGUAGGGCUUCUACCAGAGACUCUCCUCUCCAAUUUGGUUGUGAAAUACUCUUCCAAAAGCCUGCAUUGGGAAUUCCACCUACUUAUUUCAGAUUCACCUCCAUUAACCAAGAAAACCAGUGGAAGAUUUCUUGACUAUUUCACCAUGUUGCCAAUCAAUACUGGAGUAGCAAAAAAAUAUUUUCUGGAAUACUGUUUUGUAAUUCCCUCACUGGGGUGCAUUGUAGCUGGAAAUUCUCUUUAUAUUGAUCAUUCUUGAGCUCCAGCCCGGCUAUCUCUUUCAAGAAAAAUGGCCACUCCUUAGGAAUGCUGUUCCAAUUGCAUUGCCAACUAAAAUAUAAAAACACGCAUUGGGGCUUCUUCAUUUCUUUAUUUUGAGAACCUGAUGCACGAAGAGCUCCUUUGUUCUUUUUGAGUCCCACCACUGGAAGAGUGGUCCAUUGACCCCAUGAAGACAUUGUCACAAUUUGAGAGACGGUUGUUGAAAGGAUUAACACAAUCUUAAUACACUGAAAAUUUUAAACUGUGUCAAGUCAGCUUAGUGGAGAUUUAGCUACACCAGUGAGCAGUGAUUUUAACUAUUCUUGGCUGCUUAAACAAGGCAGCUAUGAACUAUGACAAAUGUAGAUUUUUCAAAGCAAUACAAAAUACUAAAAAAGAGGAACCUUAAUGAAUAUUAACCACACAUUCUUAGCCAUUCCAAAAAGAGGCAAAGCAAUUCUUAUUUUCUUUUUUAAAAUAAUGAUUAAUAUUAUUUUGUGCACUUCAUACUGUCACUUUUUAAAACUGCAGAAAAGAGAUUUAGUGUUAUAAUAGAAACAUGUGUGCUUUGAUAGUCUCAAAUAGGUAGAAUUCAUAGUUCAAGACCUGAAUCCACUGUCAUCUCUUUCUUCCUCCCAUCGCAGCUAUCCUCAGGUACCAAAUGUUUUGAUUUUUAAUACGGAUAGUAAUAAAUGGAGAUGUCCUAUAAAUUUAAAGUUCAUUUGACCCAGCCUUAUACUUAAGAUAGCCUUAUGAAAAAGAUUUGCUUUGAGGCAGAAGUAUAUUUUUGGCAGAGAGAAAAAUAAAUAAAACUUUUUCUUUUAGCUCAAUAUCCUUAUUUUGGUAAGUAUUUUUUUUUAUUUAUUUCACAUUUACUUAAAAGAAAAUAGACUGAGAAGGCCAGGCGCCGUGGCUCACGCCUGUAAUCCCAGCACUUUGGGAGGCUGAGGCAGGCGGAUCAAGAGAUCAAGAGAUUGAGACCAUCCUGGCCAACACGGUGAAAUCCCGUCUCUAUUAAAAAUACAAACAAAUUAGCUGGACAUGGUGGCACAUGCCUGUGGUCCCAGCUACUUGGGAGGCUGAGGCAGAAGCAUUGCUUGAACCCAGAAGGCAGAGGUUGCAGUGAGCCAAGAUUGCACCACUGCACUCCAGCCUGGUGACAGAGCAAGACUCCGUCUCAAAAAAAAAGAAAAUAGCCUGAGAAAUAGAAGUCAAUCCAUUGGUAUAAUUUAUCAUUCUUCACUUUAAAAAAUUCUAAUAAAUAUUCUGCUUGUUGAGUUUUCUUUUCUGCUAUUUGUUCUUACUUGAAACCUUAAGUCAAAGCUACCAAUACAAAAUAUUAAAGCUAACAUUAAUGUGCUAAAAUAUUAAUUUAAAAAAUCAAACUUCCCAUGCUAGAUUUGAAAAUAACAUCAUCAAGAGGACCCGACCCCAAUUUUAUAAUGAGGCUUUUAAAAUAUAAGUGAAAUCUAACUAAGUUUCAUGGUUUCAUUAAGAGCAAACGUCUGCCUUUACCUGAAAAAUGUAAAUCUUUUGAAUAAUUAAUACCCUCUGGAUCCUCAUCAAAAGGAUGGCAUUCACCUGGGGAUUCCUAUCUUGACAGCUUAGGUAUUACAGACCUUUCUCAAUAUGCUCUCUCUGCAUUUUAAAAUUUGUUUCAUAAAAUCCUUAUGUUGAUUUUCAUUCUAUUCUCAAGUACAAUAUGUUUCACUCUAGACCAAUAGAACAACAUGUUUAAACUUUAUCCAUGGUCAAAUUCAUUUUCUAUUUUUUUAGUAACAUAUCUCUUAAAAAAUACACUACCUUUUAAGAAACUUCAUUAGAAAUUAAAUUUAAUGCAAGUAAAUUGCCAUCUGAUAAUUCCACAUACUAUUAUAAUCAACUGUAGUAAUAAAAAUGAUUUAUCCAAUUAGAAGAGAACAAGAUAUAUUUUUCUCUGUAUUUCUAUAACUUUUACCACUUCAUUGAAUACACUGUAUAUUGGCCAUAAGAUUAUUAGUAAUGCAUUCUUGAGAUCUUUUAUUUUGGAAUGAUGCUAACUCUGUCUCUUUGCCAAUUCUAAUACCAGGUUCCAAGUACAGUAAUAACUCUACAGUACAAAGAGAACUGAAUAUUCAUUCUAGGGCUAUAGGAUAUGAACUUCACAAUUCAUUUGGGUACAUUCUCAUUGAAUUUCCUUCAAAACAAUCUGUUCCUGGUGCCCAGUGAUAAUUCAGUCGGGACCAGCAUGACUAAAAGAAGGGGAUAUGCUAAGGCUCAGCAAAGUGACCCUAAAGGAGAGAUAUGUCCCAGGAUGGAAGGAAGACGACGUGGUUUAACCAAGCUAAGCAGUCCACUCAUCCUUAUAUUUUGGGAAAGGAGUGGAGUGGGGGCAGCCUAAGAAGAACAUAUCUGGAUUGGGAAGAACUGUUUUUCUGGGCUAGGGAUGGGGAAAAGAAAGGGAGUAUGAAAAGACAAAUUGUAAGAGAUUUGACUGAAGCAAAGAAAAAAAAGCAAGUCCCCAAAUGUGCUAAUCCUUGAAAGUAACUGUCAUUCCCAAACUACUGCUGUUACCAGCAAGUGAUCAGGAAGACUAGGAGCUAUGUCUGACUGUAAAUGAAUUGUAUAAUCGCUCUGCUGCAGUUCUGUGACUUCCAAGCCAGGAAUUAAACACUCUUUUUAAGAAUAACAAAAAAACAAAAGCAUUUCCUAUGCUAGUCUCCUAGUAAAAUGUACAUGUUUUGGAGACUUCAAAGAUAUUAUCUGAGUUCACAUUUAGCAACAGCUUAUUAAUAACCCUCAAGCUGUCAGAAUCUCUAUAGUUACCAUUACAAUUUUAUACUGUGAAAAAAAUACAGAUCAGUGAAAGCAUAGAGAUAAACCAGAAUUCACUUUGAAGAGGGUCUGAGGCCUGGGAGAUUCUCUACUGUCUAUUGAAGAAUGAGGCAUGUAUAAAAUAGUUGGUUGAAUUUCACUGAUCUUCCCAAUGUGAACAAAUAUACUAUGUAUAUUGUGUGUAUUUCUAGAAAUCAAUGGCAGCUGCUGAUGGUGUUGUAAUUAGAAAUCUAUAUAGAUUAUAGAUGUUUUAGAAAGAUGGUGCCAAUCCUAAAAGAUUUGUGUGGGCUAAAAGUGCUUGUACUUACUUUUUUCUGCACUUAUAACUGAUUUGGUUUUAAAAUUGUGUGCGUGUAUCUGUUCUUUCUCUGUUGUGGCAGCUUGUACUAUUAAAAUAAUAGCGAAUGUUAAAUUAUUUUGAUGUGAAUUGCAAAUGUUUUUUUCAUAAAGUUUAACAUUUUUAUCAGCAUUAUUUUGCUUUGUACUUGUAUAAAUAUGUUUUAUUUUAGCACUGCAAAAUAUACUUGCCUGUUUCUCAGUUGUCUAAAUCAUGUUGCAGUUGGUGUUUGUGAAGCCAGUUACUUUUCAAAAAAAACAUUAAAAAAACUAUAAUAUGA